Molecule: messenger RNA, 1308 nt
Organism: Caenorhabditis remanei
Lineage: Eukaryota; Metazoa; Nematoda; Chromadorea; Rhabditida; Rhabditidae
Exons: 6
Coding region: 1-1308 (435 amino acids)
Biological process (GO): tricarboxylic acid cycle; succinyl-CoA metabolic process
Cellular component (GO): mitochondrion; succinate-CoA ligase complex
Molecular function (GO): succinate-CoA ligase (ADP-forming) activity; metal ion binding; ATP binding
Source: RefSeq, a predicted model, not a curated record
AUGAUCGGAAGAAUAAGUCAGCCACUCCUCAAUACCUCUCAGAAGUUCAUGGCACCAGCCGCCAGAACUCUCAUGCUCCACGAACACCACGGAAUGAAGAUUCUUCAAGACUACGAGAUCAAGGUGCCACCAUUUGGAGUUGCCCAAGAUUCUGACACCGCCUAUAACGUCGCCAAGAAGAUUGGAGGAAAGGACUACGUCGUCAAGGCUCAAGUUCUUGCCGGAGGACGUGGAAAAGGACGUUUCUCGUCUGGCCUCCAAGGAGGAGUGCAAAUCGUCUUCACCCCAGAUGAGGUGCAACAAAAGGCUGGUAUGAUGAUUGGAGCUCACUUGAUCACCAAGCAAACCGAUCACCGUGGAAAGAAGUGCGAAGAGGUUAUGGUGUGCAAACGUCUGUUCACCCGUCGCGAAUACUACUUCUCCAUCACCCUCGACCGUAACACCAACGGACCAAUCGUCAUUGCUUCAUCCCAAGGAGGAGUCAACAUUGAAGAGGUUGCUGCCACCAAUCCAGAUGCUAUCGUCAAGAUGCCGAUUGACGUCAAUGUUGGAAUCACCAAGGAGCUUGCCCACGAAAUCGCUGUCAAAAUGGGAUUCUCGAAGGACUGCGAGCAGCAAGCCUCGGAGAUCAUCGAGAAGCUGUACAAGAUGUUCAAGGGAUCUGACGCCACUCUUGUCGAGAUCAACCCAAUGGCCGAGGACGUAAACGGAGAUGUCUACUGCAUGGACUGCAAACUCCUUCUCGACUCCAACGCUGAGUUCCGUCAAACUAAGCUUUUCGAUCUCAAGGACAAGAAGCAAGAAGAUGAGCUCGAGAUCCGUGCCGCUGCUGCCAACCUCAACUACAUUCGUCUCGAUGGAACCAUCGGAUGCAUGGUCAACGGUGCCGGACUCGCCAUGGCUACCAUGGACAUAAUCAAGUUGCACGGAGGAGAGCCAGCCAACUUCCUCGACGUUGGAGGUGGUGCCACUGUUGAGCAAGUCACUGAGGCUUUCAAGAUCAUCACCGCUGACAAGGACAAGGUGUCGGCCAUUCUGGUGAACAUCUUCGGAGGAAUCAUGCGUUGUGAUGUGAUUGCCCAGGGAAUCAUUAAAGCUGCCAGAGAGUUGGACCUCAAGAUUCCAAUUGUAGUCAGACUGCAAGGAACAAAGGUCGAAGACGCCAAGGCUCUCAUUGCCACUUCUCAACUCAGAAUUCUUCCAUGCGACAACUUGGACGAAGCCGCGAAGAUGGUCGUCAAGCUUUCAAACAUUGUUGAUCUCGCCCGUGCUACAAACGUCGAUGUCAAAUUUGAGCUCUCCAUUUAA